Messenger RNA from Punica granatum (pomegranate), 2457 nucleotides. Lineage: Eukaryota; Viridiplantae; Streptophyta; Magnoliopsida; Myrtales; Lythraceae. The record is from RefSeq and is a predicted model, not a curated record.
GCACUUUCUCCUCCACAGCUCUCUCUCUCUCUCUCUCUCCCUCCCUCCCUCCCUCCCUCCCUCCAUGGACAUUUUGCUCCGCUUACUGUCUCUACUCUCACUGCUCCAGCUAUGGCCUUCCUCGCUUUCCCGCGCUUUCUCCCCAUACCUUCAUCGGGGAGCUGUUCUCUCACCCCACGCACCAGCACGAAGUGCAGCCGUCUCUCCGUUUCAGCAUGCGCCGGGAGCAAGCGAGAGAAGGACGGAGUCGCGAUUCUCUGGUUCAAGCACGAUCUUCGCUUGGACGAUCAUCCCGGCCUUGUAGCCGCCGCUCAGUACCGCAGCAUUGUUCCCCUCUACAUCUUCGAUCAUCGCUUGCUUUCUCGUUAUUCAGAUGAGAUGCUCGAAUUGCUCCUGUUUGCUCUGAAAGACUUAAAAGAUUCACUGAUUGAACAGGGAUCUGAUUUGAUGAUCAGGAUUGGAAGUGCUGAGAAGGUCUUACCGGAGCUCGCAAAAGAGGCGAAAGCGUCCAGUAUAUUUUUGGAGGAGGAGGUAGAAUACCAUGUUCAGAAGCUGGUGGAUGUGGUCAAAGAGUCUCUGGUGUCAGAUUCUUCUCUGGAGAGGAGUCUGAGUACUGUAUUAUGGCGAACUCCAUUUUAUGAUAUCCAGACCUUGCAUGAUUUGCCCGAAUCUUAUGAUGACUUCAAGAAACUUCAGACUCCCUUAGCUUCUCCUCCAUCAAUUGCAGAGCUUCCUUCUGUGAAGUUAGAUUUAGACUGGGGUGAGCUUCCAAAGUACGACUAUUUGGAGGGAAUUAUGAAUGCAAGUCCCUCAAAAUUGAAUGGAAGUUGGACUUUCAUGAAGCAGACAUCAGCUGAGACCAUAUUGAGAGAGAGAUUGUCAAAGUCGGACGAAAAAAAUAAAGUUGGUUUUCUUUCCAGUUAUUCUGAGAGGAAGAAAUUGAAGAAUUCCUUCUUUGUGACGAAGAAUGGAAAUACUGUAGGAGGUGGGGCAGGUGCAGUUCUAAAUGCUCUGCAUGCAUACUUGAGAUAUCUAGAGGGAACAGCUCGAGACAACUGGCAAGAGUUACAUGAUAAGAUUCGCGUUGCUGAAAGUCAAGAGGGAUCAUCCUUUUAUACCCUCUUUGGUUCUGCCCUUUGUCUAGGCAUUAUAUCUAGGAGAAGAGUGUAUUCUGAAGCUAUCAAUUAUGAAAAAGAACGAAAUGCGGGAUUCAUAUCUCCUUUUGGAUAUUCAUCUGCCACUGUUGCGGCAGCAGUUAACUCUGUGUCCUCAAUGGAGUGGUAUUGGAUUAUGGCUUUAAGAAGCCAAAGGAACAACAAAGGAAUGUAUUCCAUUCGGAUAUGGAGGUGGAAUAAUUUUCUGAUCCAGUAUACCACUGUUGGUGAUCAAGGUCCGCCUGUUCUUAUGGUACAUGGCUUUGGUGCCUUUUUGGAGCAUUACCGUGAUAACAUAUGUAAUGUAGCUAAUAGUGGAAAUAGAGUCUGGGCUAUCACUCUUCUAGGAUUUGGAAGAUCGGAAAAACCAAAUGUUGUGUACACUGAACUUUUGUGGGCUGAAUUGUUGAGAGACUUCAUUAUUGAAGUUGUUGGAGAACCAGUUCAUGUUGUUGGAAACUCAAUUGGUGGUUAUGUCGCUGCCAUUCUUGCUGGUCUUUGGCCCACUUUGCUUAAAUCUUUGAUCCUUAUUAACAGUGCCGGCAAUAUGAUUCCAGUAGGAUCUUAUAUUCCACUUUCUAAGGAGAGACAAACUUCUAGCGCUACAUGGUUGGGUGCUCGAUUCCUUCUGUAUUACUUGAGAUCAACUCUUAGGAAUAUAGUGAGGAACUGCUACCCAGCAAAACCAGAACGAGCUGAUGAAUGGCUUAUUGGUGAGAUGCUCAGGGCAUCACAUGAUCCUGGCGUUUCGGUUGUUCUGGAGAGCAUCUUCAGUUUUAAUCUAUCCAUCCCUCUGAAUUAUAUCUUGCAAGGAUUGUAUGAAAGGGUCUUAGUUAUACAGGGAAUGAAAGAUCCACUCUCGGACUCCAAGACAAAGUUGGCUAUGCUCAGGGAACAUUGCCCUGGCAUUAUGAUUCGAAAACUGGACGCUGGGCAUUGUCCACAUGAUGAAUGUCCAGAAGAAGUAAAUCCUAUUGUCUGUGAUUGGAUCAUGCUGAUCGAAAGCAGAUCCCUCCCUGUUGAAAGCUGCUUUUAGUUGUUUAUGUACACGAGGACAACAGCUUUUAGUUGUUUAUGCCCAUAUGCACAAGAUUUAGGACGGCGGGUAUGAAGCCUCUCAUCAUGGGCCUGAUCUGAUCCAAGGAAGUGGUGAUGUAUGGUAAAAGGCCAUUCUUUGAGGGCCCUUGACCCUCCAAUUUUAGUACAUUAACUAAUGUCGCAGCACUAUCCAUUUUUGUCUUGUAAUCAUGCUUCAUGGUGGGCUUCCAACGUCCCGAAUGGAAGGAUGGAUCGAUGCGCUCAA